GCGGGCGGCGCAGGGGAGGCGGCGAUGGCGGGCGGCUGGCUCUGCGGGUGCCUCUUCUUCGCCGGCGCCUGGUCCUUGAUUCUGGGUCAACUGACGAUCGAAGUUGCUGAGAAUAAGGGGGUUAACUUGCCUUGCACAGCCUUGGGAUCCCAGCGCAACCUGAAGCGUCAGGAAUGGAAGUUCCAGGGGGACGGGACCACCCAGCUGUUCUACCAUGACGACCAGUUCACAGGUAACUACAAGGAUCGUGCCAUCUUCUACCCAAACGAGAUUCAUCUCAAGUCGGUGACCCGCAAAGAUUCGGGCUUGUACACCUGUGAAGUCCUUGGAGAUUCUUUUUCUGAGUCCCAAGUGCAGCUGAUUGUCCAAGUCCCCCCCUCCAAACCCAAAGCCCACGUUCCUUCCGUGGUGACCAUUGGAAACAAGGCGGUCCUGAGAUGCGAGGAGACCGACGCCAAUCCACGGCCGACCUUCAAGUGGUUCAAAAACAACAUCCAGAUGCCCACGGAUCCCCAAACCAGCUCCCUCUUCAGGAACUCGUCCUACACGAUUGACCCGGACACAGGGGUGUUGGCUUUUGAGCCCGCCACGGCCCUGGAUGCGGGGGACUAUUUCUGCGAGGCCCAGAACAAGGUGGGGAGCCCCCAGAAGUCGGAGAUUGUUCGCAUGGAGACCAGUGAACUAAACGUGGGCGGCAUCGUGGCAGCUGUGGUGGUUCUCCUCAUCAUCCUGGGUCUGGUGAUCUUCGGCAUUUGGUUUGCUUAUAACCGGGGUUAUUUCAGCAGUAAGAAAGAACAGAUUUUGAGCUGCCCUUCCCAGGCUGUGCCCAAGGAAAGGUUAAAUCACCAUCUGUCUGGGGUACCAACUGGGAAUCCUGCACCCUUCUGGUUCUGUGAUGCUAAUCUCUCACCUUUCCCUUCUCCGACCGUUUCCAGCAGUACCAAGAAGGUCAUUUACAGCCAGCCUUCCAACCGGAGUGACGGUGAAUUUAAACAGACGUCUUCCUUCUUGGUCUGAUCAUUGCCUGCAUCCUUCAUGUUUUAAACUCCACGCUUCUUGCUCAGGAGUGCUGUAAAUGUUCUUUAUGGAUCUUUGUAAUUAAGUGUGAUUUUUCCAAUUGUUUUUUUAAUAUAUCUAUAUCUAUAUAUAUA
Messenger RNA from Candoia aspera, 1151 nucleotides. RefSeq names its product F11 receptor (gene F11R). Gene Ontology annotation, cellular component: bicellular tight junction. The record is from RefSeq and is a predicted model, not a curated record. The transcript has 10 exons. Gene Ontology annotation, biological process: establishment of endothelial intestinal barrier; regulation of membrane permeability; intestinal absorption. Bases 25 to 1017 code for a protein of 330 amino acids. Lineage: Eukaryota; Metazoa; Chordata; Lepidosauria; Squamata; Candoiidae.